Pyrus x bretschneideri (Chinese white pear) is the source of this 2085-nucleotide messenger RNA. Its product is annotated as tetracycline resistance protein, class B-like. Bases 297 to 1634 code for a protein of 445 amino acids. Lineage: Eukaryota; Viridiplantae; Streptophyta; Magnoliopsida; Rosales; Rosaceae. Gene Ontology annotation, biological process: transmembrane transport. The record is from RefSeq and is a predicted model, not a curated record. Gene Ontology annotation, molecular function: transmembrane transporter activity. The transcript has 14 exons.
AAGGUAUUCAUGUUUAAGAACGUCUUUCUCUUUCCUCAAUAGAUUUUAAAGUUCAAAGCCACCCCAAUUUAACCUACAAAACUCAUUCUCUUUCAAAAAUGGAAACAAAAUAGGCGGCAGCAGGUAGAAAGGCGACCGAGAGGAGAGAAAUAGUAAAUGAGACUUGGACGCAUGAAAUACAUUCUGUACGUAUUGAGUAUCAGCGGUAGCUAAGCGAGUUCAGUCGGGAAGUAGUAGGCGGUGUCUCUCUUAUUAAUUUAGUUACUCAGCAAUUGAAGAGCGGUGUGAUCGCAAAGAUGGAAAAGCUUUCGGCAGGGUUGAGCCACCUCUUCAUGACAAUCUUUCUGCACAACUUCGCCACGUUCAUGGUGAUUCCGGCCAUCACCGACGUUACCAUGUCUGCCCUUUGUCCCGGAAGAGAUGAGUGCUCCAUCGCCAUCUACCUCACCGGAUUUCAACAAGCGAUCGUAGGGCUGGGAACACUGGUGAUGAUGCCAUUGGUAGGGAAUCUCUCAGACAAAUUUGGGAGAAAAGCUUUGCUUACACUGCCAAUGAUCUUCACAAUUAUCCCUUUAGGGAUACUGGGAUAUAGCAGGAGCAAGAGUUUCUUCUACGUCUACUUCGUGGCCAAAACUCUAACCGCCAUGGUUUGUGAAGGCAGCGUUCAUUGCCUCGCCCUUGCCUAUGUGGCAGAUAAUGUGGCAGAAGGAAGGCGAGCCUCGACGUUCGGAGUCCUAUCGGGGAUUAGUUCCUGUGCAUUUGUCUGCGGAACCCUCUUCACUCGUUUCCUCUCCACUUCCACUACUUUUCAGGUUGCGACGGUGGUGGCAGCUGUGGCAGUUAUUUACCUGAGGGUUUUCCUACCGGAUUCCAACAUAGACAAGAAUCUUUCCGCUCCGUUACUCUCAGACGAAAAGAUCACAAUUAAGGAUUCAACUGAGACUUCAAGUGCUGAGAUAUUGCAGCCAGCCAAAACAUUGCCUUCCUUAAGUGAUUUAAUCUCCUUGUUGAAAACUAGCACAACGUUUUCGCAAGCUGCAAUUGUUGCGUUUUUCAGUAAUCUAGCGGAUGUUGGCCUCCAUGCUUCAAUGUUGUACUUUCUAAAGGCGCGGUUUCACUUCAACAAGAAUCAGUUUGCUGACCUGAUGGUUAUUUCCGGGGUUGCAGGCACUGUUUCGCAGCUGGUUCUCAUGCCCUUGCUGGCUCCUGCUUUAGGAGAGGAGAGGCUACUUUCGAUAGGCCUCCUUUUUAGCUGCGCACAAAUGUUUCUUUACGGCAUUGCGUGGUCCUUCUGGGUGCCAUAUGCUGCUGCCAUGUUCUCCAUCUUUUAUGUGUUUGCACAUCCAUGUAUGCGAAGCAUUGUAUCGAAACAAGUUGGACCGUCUGAGCAGGGGAAGGCUCAAGGGUGCAUUUCAGGCAUAUGUUCACUUGCAAAUGUUAUAUCUCCGAUUGCUUUCUCCCCUCUCACAGCUUUGUUCCUGUCCGAAAAGGCGCCAUUUAAUUUCCCUGGCUUUAGUCUCAUUUGCGUUGGAUUUGCAGCGAUGAUAGCCUUCAUUCAAAGCGUGAUGAUAAGGGCUGCUCCUCCCCUCUCGAGCCGACGUGUCAGUGAAAGUUGCAAUCACACGGAGCCCUAGUUUUUGAAAGUUCGAAGACAGAUUGUUCCUCGUCUAGUUCCAGGCUGACCCUAGUACAUCACUACUGUAAAGCUCAAUGGUCCUGUUGUGCUGCUGGCUUAAGUUUUUGCUGCCAAUUUAUUGACAAUGUAAUUUUGGUGCAUGCUUUGGAAGGGUGACAUGGUGGAGUCUGGUCCUUACACGAGAAGAGAAAAACUUUAGUAGGGUUGCCUAAUUAGUGCAACACUCACAUAUGUGAGACUAGUAGAGAGAAUCUCAUAUUUUUUCUGAAAUGUGCCUUAUAAAUGACGUGGUCAGGCACUCCUACUCAAGUUUUUUUUUUUUUUUUUUGACGGUGACGCUCAUAAACUUAAGCAAAAGAAAGCAAAUAGUGGAAUGUCGUUUCCUUUUCUUGUACAAUAAGCUUAAAACAUAUGCAUGAGGUUUUUAUAAUAAAAAAAUGCUACUCUUA